Lucilia sericata (common green bottle fly) is the source of this 669-nucleotide messenger RNA. It is a transcript of the gene strat, whose product is annotated as guanine nucleotide exchange factor MSS4 homolog. Gene Ontology annotation, molecular function: guanyl-nucleotide exchange factor activity; zinc ion binding. The record is from RefSeq and is a predicted model, not a curated record. Gene Ontology annotation, cellular component: membrane; cytosol. Lineage: Eukaryota; Metazoa; Arthropoda; Insecta; Diptera; Calliphoridae. Gene Ontology annotation, biological process: small GTPase-mediated signal transduction; post-Golgi vesicle-mediated transport.
UACACAGUGAAUAUACAAUUUUACCAAAAAGAAGCAUUUAUUUUUAUCACAAACAUUUUGCACAAAAAGUUUUAGAUUACAUUUAUAAUUUUUAUAAUUAAUAUAUUAAAAGUAAAUACUCAUUACUUUCUAACAUGUCCGAAGAUUGUGUUGUUACCAAUGAAAUAACCAAUAAUCGAAAUAAACAAAAUGUUAGAUGUUGUUUUUGUAAUUCACUCAUUUUAAAAGAGCAGCAGGGUCUGUACGAAAAAAGUCAGUUUGAUUUACCUUUAAUGCAUCAAAAGAAUACCAAAGAUGUUCAUACUAUAGAAACUGAAAAGCUUGAAGAUUUUUGGCUUGUCGAUGACAUGUUUACAUUUGAAAAUAUUGGUUUUUCCAAUACCAUUGACCAGCGAAAAUUUUUAAUUUGUGCCGACUGCGACAUGGGCCCAGUGGGCUAUCAUGAUUUGGCUACGAAAAAAUGUUACAUUGCCUUGAAACGGGUUAAACAUGGCAAUGAACCUGUAAAGGCUGUGACGACUGCCACGUAAGAAAUGGCCCGAAUAUUGGAUUUUUUUUGAUUCCUUAACAAAUGUAUUUUGUUUGUUUUAUUUGUAUUAGAAAUUUUGUAAUUUAUUUAAAUAGUAUUUUAAAUAAUUUCAUAUAUUAAAGACGCAUCUUAUUGGAAUA